Messenger RNA from Maudiozyma barnettii, 3513 nucleotides. It is a transcript of the gene SMC2, whose product is annotated as condensin subunit SMC2. Lineage: Eukaryota; Fungi; Ascomycota; Saccharomycetes; Saccharomycetales; Saccharomycetaceae. Bases 1 to 3513 code for a protein of 1170 amino acids. Gene Ontology annotation, cellular component: chromosome. Gene Ontology annotation, molecular function: ATP hydrolysis activity; ATP binding; protein binding. The transcript has a single exon. The record is from RefSeq and is a predicted model, not a curated record. Gene Ontology annotation, biological process: chromosome organization.
AUGAAAGUCGAGGAAUUAAUUAUUGACGGUUUCAAAUCGUAUGCUACAAGGACCGUCAUUUCUGAUUGGGACCCCCAGUUCAACGCCAUUACAGGUUUAAAUGGUUCUGGCAAAUCAAAUAUUCUAGAUGCAAUAUGUUUUGUCCUUGGUAUCUCGUCGAUGAGCACUGUUAGAGCCUCAAACCUACAAGAUUUGAUCUAUAAGAGAGGUCAAGCUGGUGUAACAAAGGCUAGUGUGACUAUUGUGUUUGAUAAUAGUGAUAAAACAAAUUUACCAAUUGGCUUUAAGGACUCACCUAAAAUAUCUGUAACGAGGCAAAUUGUAUUAGGCGGUACAUCAAAAUAUCUAAUUAAUGGUCAUAGAGCUCCUCAACAAACAAUUCUACAACUAUUUCAGUCUGUUCAACUUAAUAUUAAUAACCCAAACUUCUUAAUUAUGCAAGGUAAGAUUACUAAAGUUUUGAAUAUGAAACCAACCGAAAUAUUAUCAUUGAUUGAGGAAGCAGCAGGUACCAAAAUGUAUGAAGAUAGAAGAGAAAAGGCUGAGCGAACUAUGGCUAAGAAAGAGGAGAAGUUGCAAGAAAAUAGGUCAUUAUUAGUUGAAGAAAUUGGACCCAAGUUAGAAAAGUUAAAGCAAGAAAAAAGAAUGUUUUUAGAGUUUCAAACCACUCAAUCAGAUCUCGAGAAAAUUUCAAGAAUAGUUCGUGCUUUCGAUUAUUCUAAUACAAAACAGAGGUAUGAAACUGCGAAAGAUACAAUGGAAAAUGGCGAAAAACGUAUGACUGAAAUUGCUACUUUGCUAGAAAAGACUAAAGGUGAGAUCGUAUCAUUAAAUGAAGAUUUAGAAGAAAUAAAGAAUAGAAAGAAAUCAGAUAUAGAGAAGGAUGGAAAAUUAUCACGACUUGAAAAGAAAGAAGGAGAUUUACUGGAUCAAAUAUCGAGAUUAAAUACAACUUUGUCUAUUUGUAAUAAUGAUGUGACUGAUACAGAGAAGAAGGCAAAACAUCUUGUGGCAAGCACAGAUAAAAUUGCGAAGGAUCUGACAACUAAAUCAAAUACAUACAAAUUGAUAGAGAAAGAAUACAAUGAGUUGAAUGAGAAACUAGAGACGGUAAAAUCUAAUCACAAGACUAAGAGCGAGUUGCUAUCUACAUUAUCUACAGGUAUUUCUUCAAGUGGUGGGACAGAUAAUGGUUACACUGGACAAUUAGUUGCGGCAAAACACAAACUGAAUGAGUACCAGGUAGAUAUAAAGAAAAAAAAUAUGAGAAUCGAAAUUAUGAAUAGAGAAUUAACCACAAAUACACCAAGGUUAGAUGAAGCAAAACGUGAACACGCAAAAUUAGAAUUACAUGUCAAAGAAUUAGAAACAGGAUGUAGUGAUCUAACUAACAAUCUAGCAAAAUUUGGUUUCAAUCCUAGCUUUCAGCAGGAAUUAAAAGCGAAAGAGACAAACUUCCAAAAUGAGAUAUAUAGGGUUUCAAGUUCGAUGGAGAAUCUAAGAAGAAGGAUGAAUAAUUUAGACUUCCAAUACACAAAACCCUUUGAAGGGUUUAACACAGGCGCAGUUAAAGGUGUUGCGGCACAACUUUUUACAGUUAAAAAGGAUAAUUUGGAUUGUGCAGCAGCAUUACAAGUGUGUGCUGGUGGUAGGCUAUAUAAUGUCGUUGUUGAAGAUGAAAAGACAGCAUCUGAGUUAUUACAACGAGGUCGUCUUCGUAAACGUGUGACAAUUAUUCCACUAAACAGGAUCGCUACAAGGGUAGUUAACGAAAAGGUUUUAAAGACGGCAAAAUCGAUUGCACCAGGUUCUGUAGAUCUAGCAUUAAAUUUAAUUGGGUAUGAAGAAGAAGUGUCUAAAGCAAUGAAGUUUAUUUUUGGGGGUAGUUUGAUUUGUAAAGACGCAGAGACAGCCAAAAAAGUUACAUUUAACCCAAACGUGAGAACGAGAAGUAUUACUCUUGAUGGUGAUGUUUAUGACCCUGAAGGUACCUUAUCUGGUGGGAGCAGGAACGUUUCAAAUUCAUUAUUACUGGACAUCCAAAAGUACAAUGAAACAAAUUCAAAGCUUGCAAUUUUGGAGAAUCAAAUAUUAGGUAUCAAGGAGCAGAUUCAAGAACAGAGUAGAAUUUCUCAGAAGACUAAGACUUUGCAAAAUGAACUAAACAUAGCUCAGCAUAAACUUGACCUUGCUAGGAAGAGUCUCUCUUCAAAUAGUGCUACUCAACUUGUAGCAAGAAAGAAAGAAUUAGACGCAGAUAUUCAGUCAUGUAAUACGGAUAUUGAAAGAACUGAAGGUGACAUUGACACUUUAAAUAUGGAGAUACAAAAAAUUCAAAGAGAUGCAGAUGAAUUCGCAAACAAUAAAGGUGCAAAAUUGGAUGAAUUAAAGAAAGAGGUGAAUAGUCUAUCUAAUGAGAUCACUAAGUUAAACUCAAUAUUGGAAGAAAAAUACGACAUCUAUCAGAAUUUGCAAUUAGAUACGGAACAACUAGAUAGUGAUACCAAGGCAAAUGCAUCUUUAAUUGAACAAACUGAAGUAUCCUUAGAAAAUCUUAGACGAAAGAAAACUGAAAUUGAAGCUAAUUUGGCUUCACAAGCAGAAGACUUAACUGUUAUCCAGAGAGAAUUGGCUGAAGAAAAUAACCGAUUAUUUGAAAUUGAUGAGGAAGUCAAAGAGUUGGAGACCUUUAUUAAAAAUAAAAAAGAACUAAUUUCACAGAAUGGGCUAGAUGCGCAAAAGAUCAAAAACAAUAUUAACGAUUAUAGAAACAACUCAAAACAUUUGCAAAAAAGGCUUAAGGAAUUAACAGAGGAAUUCGUUUGGCUAAAAGAUUUUGACAUGGUCAAAGGUAUAGUUUCCCAGCAUGCGGGUAUUAAUUUGUCACAGUAUAAAGAAAGAGCUAAUCGUCUAGAGGAGAAUUAUAAAGUUCUAAGGCCCAAAGUUAAUCCAAAUAUCAUGAGUAUGAUAGAAAAUGUUGAGAAAAAAGAAACUGCCUUGAAAACAAUGAUUAACACUAUUGAGAAAGAUAAAUUAAAGAUCAAGGAAACAAUAUCUAAACUUAAUGAGUUUAAGAGGGAGACAUUAGUGAAGACGUGGGAGAUAGUUAAUAAGGAUUUCGGUAACAUUUUCGCUGAUUUGCUUCCAAAUUCUUUUGCAAAAUUGGUCUCGCAAGAGGGCAAGGACGUAACUGAAGGUCUCGAAGUUAAGGUAAAAUUAGGUAGCAUAUGGAAAGAGAGUUUAGUCGAAUUAUCUGGUGGUCAAAGGUCAUUAAUUGCAUUAUCACUUAUUAUGGCUCUGUUGCAAUUCAGACCUGCUCCAAUGUAUAUUCUGGAUGAGGUUGAUGCUGCUCUUGAUUUGAGUCACACUCAGAAUAUAGGUCAUUUAAUAAAGACAAGAUUCAAGGGAUCUCAAUUUGUUGUUGUUUCUUUGAAAGAGGGUAUGUUCACGAAUGCUAAUAGAGUGUUUAGAACAAGAUUCCAGGAUGGUACGUCUGUUGUCAGUAUAAUGUAG